AUGGAUCUUGACCAUAUGGCUGACCUGUCUGACCUGGAUGAUUCAGAUUGUCCAGCUAUCGAUUUAUGGAUGGCCUCCUCCGAGGUGGAUCAGAAGGCCUUGGGCAAUUUCGCGGCCGGGACAGCCCUCGAAAACCCAUGCUUGUCGGCCAUGCUCUAUAGAGUACUCGGGGUGUCGGUGAUGCUUUCGAAGAAACUCAUUCGUGCCCGCCGCCUCCGUCGAUUAGAUGUCACACGCGAAACAAAAUCGCUUCAGCUCUACCACCACAUUAUAUGGCUGUCGCGUGAAGGCCUAGUCAUCUUGGAACAUUACGUCUUACCUAUGGUAACCGCAUUUGUCGAAUUGAAGGUGCUAUCAUACAAACUCCGCGCCUCGUUCUAUCACAUUUUCGUGCUCUUUUACAACCGGCCCGUCAUCAUACCACCCGAUGCCGAGCCGCCAGCCGAAAUGAAGCGCGACUCGAUCUAUAAUCCGGAUUCGUUGACAGCGCUGGAUGGAUUGGCGGCUAAACAAGGCAAGAAAACAUCUCGGCCUCCGGGUUUAGCACCGGUCCAACCGCCACAAACGGCUACUUCAUUCCUCCUUCCCCCCCUGGACUAUACGACUACCGCCACAGCAUGUUUCAAUCACGCCGCCAUGCUCGCAGACAAACUACUUCCAGGCUCACACCCCCUCCGUCUCUCCGUCAAGAUGGAGUAUGCCGCAUACCUCUAUGACUGCCUACAAGACCCAAUCGCGUCGCGCCGCCUCGCAAAACGCGCCAUUGCGGAUGUAUACAACGCUCAAGAAGGCAUGGACGACGAAAGCUUCGAAGAUGCUGCCGAGAUCGUCGGUGUGCUAGGCAAGAUGGUCAAGCGCGGCGGAAAGUCUGGCAGCAGUACAGCUGGAAGCACCGUUUCUCGAGGCGACCAAUCUCAAAGCCGGAGUAGUCGCAGUCCAUCACAUCUGGAUAUCAGUGUCCCAACUACCGUCUCCCCUAUCCCUGUCACCAAGCCUACACCCGUCCCUUCGAGCGGUGCCGUCACAGAGCCUGCGGUACCGAGCGCGAAUAUGAUGAAUCCGAUUUAA
Molecule: messenger RNA, 1068 nt
Organism: Penicillium cataractarum
Lineage: Eukaryota; Fungi; Ascomycota; Eurotiomycetes; Eurotiales; Aspergillaceae
Gene: erg27
Product: protein erg27
Exons: 1
Coding region: 1-1068 (355 amino acids)
Biological process (GO): signal transduction
Cellular component (GO): cytoplasm
Source: RefSeq, a predicted model, not a curated record